This is a messenger RNA of Hermetia illucens (black soldier fly), 1335 nucleotides long. RefSeq lists its product as uncharacterized. The coding region runs from base 367 to 1293 and encodes 308 amino acids. NCBI's taxonomy places the organism in Eukaryota, Metazoa, Arthropoda, Insecta, Diptera, Stratiomyidae. Gene Ontology annotation, molecular function: DNA binding. The transcript has 2 exons. The record is from RefSeq and is a predicted model, not a curated record.
UUCCUUUCUCUCUGGAUCUGGAGGAAUCAACGAACACUCAUUCACGCCAUCUUCUGCUGACUCUCGUUUGCUUUUUAGAGCUGCUUGGUUCGCUAAGAAAUCGAUUUUUUUUCUGCUUCAUGGAACUACCCUCGCUGUAUGGAUUUCCAACAACAAGAUGAAUGUAUAUAAUAGUAUACUAUCCGCCUUGUUGGGAGAAGCGGCUCGUUUCACUGUGCCGGGUAACUAGCUGGCCUGCGAAUUCUGUGGAAGCAGCCCCUAUGUAAUACAGAGCCAAGCGAGUAUUCGUGAAUCGAUUUUAGGGCUGGCCUCCGCUCCAAGCAGCAAUCCUUUGCGAGACCAGGAAAAUUCAGUUUGUGGGCAAACAUGGAUGAGUCAAGCUGUGUUGCAAAUUUCUACGAAAUGGAGAGAACUUCCAAGGCUGCUACCAAGCGAAUGCGGAAUAAACUGAGCCUAGCCGAGAGGAUGGACGUUAUAAGGCGGUACGAAAAUAAGGCGAGUGUUCGAUCGUUAGCCGUAAUUUUCAAAUGCGGUCGAACGCAAAUAAAAAGUAUUUUGCGCAACCGCAAUUAUCAUCUCAUGUCCUGGUUGGAUUCAGAAAAACAAAAAUAUGACAGAGGAAGCAAUGCACAAAGCACUGUCGAUGAACCUGUCAACCUCAUCCUUCACGAAUGGGUGAAACGAGCACAAUGCUAUCAAAUUAACAUAACCGAUGAAAUCCUUCUGAGCUUUGGCCAGGAAAUCGCCGACCAUCUGCACAAUAAGGAUUUCGUCCCAAGCAACGAGUGGCUCGUUGACUUUAAGCAGAGAUAUCAACUGUUCAAUAUUGGACUGAAUGUGAAGCAGGAACCCAAUGUCCUGCCGGAAGAAAGGAAACCCCUAAGCAUAGCCAUUAUAAUUGACGACUUGCAGGGGACGUAUGGAAACUCCGUGAUUCCCGCUGUGAAUCAGACCCAAAUUCCUGAUUGCUAUGGAGAACGCUCAGAAUCCGUUGGGAGUUUCGAUGGAAUAGCUUCUGGAAGCUUUUAUUCAAUGGAUGAAAUGUUGGAACACGAAGACGAUUCAGCCGUGCAAGUCGAUGAUGAUGACUCAACGAACAGUAGUUCCGGAAAACCAAGCACAAUGUGUGAGGAAACUUCUAAGGAGAUCGGGAAUUACAAAGAAGCUCUCAAUCAUCUCGGGCCGUUAGAACGCUUCGCUUUACUCAAAGAAAAUAUUCGAGCCGUUGGGCUAAUAAAUCAAUUAGAGAACUUGUUCAGAGCCGAAAUGGAGAAAACUGAACUGCAGUAUUAAUUUGUAAAUUCAAAAAUAAAUUUUUGUAAUGAAUUAUUUGAG